AUGAGGAUGUUUUUUUUGUGGCGGAACUCCCACAAUUCACAACCUGGAUACUUCUCUUCUUCUGAGACUUGGGAUUCUAUUCAUCCUUCUCCUCCGACCAUACCUUGGACGCAGUCAGUUUGGUUCAAGGAUCGAAUUCCUAAACAUGCCUUCAUCCUCUGGCUAGCUAUGCGGGAUCGACUAAGCACAAGAGAUCGCUUGAGAUCAUGGGGCCUCAAUGUUCCUACUAAUUGCCUUCUCUGUAAUGCAGUCCCUGAAACUAGGAACCACUUGCUUGUUGAAUGUGCUUAUUCCACUGAAGUUUGGGCUAGCUUCUUUGCACAUUCAGAUUUCACUCUGCCCUCCUCGAUUGACGAAAGAGUUCUCUGGUGUGAGGCACCUACUGCAAAUGGAAAGGUAAACUCCAUCUGUAAGCUUUUGGUUCAAGCGAUUGUCUACAUGGUCUGGAGAGAAAGAAAUUCAAGACUUCAUUCCUCGGUUCUUAAGCCGUCGCAUGUUUUGAUUAGAGAGAUUCAACUCAUCCUCAGAGCUAAACUUUUCAGCUUGGAUAGAGCUCCCAAUUAUUUGGCAUCCUCGAGUUCUUCCACAAACCACUGCUCCUUCCUCCAUAAUUGGUUCCAAUACUUCCAAAUCUAA
Messenger RNA from Microthlaspi erraticum, 636 nucleotides. The record is from the annotation of a GenBank genome assembly. NCBI's taxonomy places the organism in Eukaryota, Viridiplantae, Streptophyta, Magnoliopsida, Brassicales, Brassicaceae.